CUGCAAUCGAAAGAAUAUCCGAAACAAGAAAGAAUAUAUAAUCUAUGACGUUAACAAUUUUUUCCGGAUAUCCGGAAAAGCUUUGUAGCGGAAAUUAUUUUGACUUGGAGGCUGACAUGAAACAAAAACAAAAAACAGUUUUCAAUAAUGUCUCUCACAAAAUUUUAAUGAUAUUGCACCAUAAUAAAGUUUGCGCUAGAUUACCAUUGUCGUAGGUCUCCGUUGUUAGGUGACUUUUUAAUAUUACUGAUUGUUGUUAUUGCAUACCGUAAGAUGCCUAAAAGAACAGUUUAGAUAGUUUGGAUCAUCUUUAGCUUAUAAUUCAUGCAGAAUAUGGAGGUAGAGCUACAAGACACUUUCUUGCGUGAUGAGGAUCAACAGUCCUUUCAUAGUCCCAAACCAGCUUUUCCCGCGUUAAAUAAAAGAAAAUACGAAAAAGCGCAGGAUGAGAGGGCUCUUGCUGAACAGCAGGCAAAAGAGGAAAAAGAGCAGGCAGAAAACAUUGCUUCUAUGCUAAUGCACAACUAUGACUCCAAGCUUUAUGGAGAAGAUGAUACGUCCCAACCUACUUCACGCACUGCUCCCAUUAUUCCUAUGGAAGCGACACGCAAGAAAAAAAAGAGGAAAAGAUCCCAAAUCACAAUAUGCCUUACAAACUGUCGAUAUGAGUCUAUAAGGAAAGUGGCCAGUGCUUUUGGCAUGAAGGAGGUUUCCGAGGAGGAGGCAUGGAACUUUUACUGGACGGACAUGAGUGUGUCAGUGGAGAGGGCCAAGGAAAUGAAGAGAUUCCAACGCAUCAAUCACUUUCCAGGCAUGCUGGAAAUCUGCAGGAAGGAUCUAUUGGCUCGAAAUUUGAAUAGAAUGCAAAAAAUUUACCCUAAGGAAUAUAACUUCUUUCCGAAAACUUGGUGCCUGCCAGCUGAUUUUGGGGAAGCACUAAAUUACAGCAAGUCUCGUAAAAAUAAAACUUUUAUAAUAAAGCCGGAGUGCGGAAGUCAGGGUCGCGGUAUUUAUUUGACUAAAUCACUGAAAGACAUUAAGCCCACUGAUAAACUUAUAUGUCAGGUAUAUCUCUCCAAACCCUACUUGGUGGACGGUUACAAAUUCGACAUAAGAGUGUACACUCUUAUAACUUCGUGUGAUCCGCUAAGAAUAUUUGUGUACAAUGAAGGGCUUGUGAGGUUCGCGACGAGCAGAUAUGCCGAUCCGAACGUCAACAAUACCACCAAUGUUUUUAUGCAUUUAACAAAUUACGCGUUGAACAAGCACAGCAGGACUUACGUGUAUGAUUCUGAGGCUGGAAGUAAGCGCAAGAUAUCGACUUUGAACAAAAUCCUGCUGUCUCAAGGAGUUGAUCUGGACCGGCUGUGGCACUCGAUAGAUCAAGUCAUAGUGAAGACUAUCAUAUCCGCCUGGCCGAUACUCAAGCAUAGCUAUCACGCGUGUUUCCCCUCGCAUGACAUGGUUCACGCGUGUUUUGAAAUUCUGGGCUUUGACAUACUUUUGGACCAUAAAUUGCAUCCUUACAUCUUAGAGGUGAACCAUUCACCUAGUUUUCACACGGACACUCAGUUGGAUCGUGAGGUGAAGGAAAAUUUACUAACGGAUACUUUCACAAUGCUUAACAUCUGGCAGUGUGACAAGAAACGUGUGUUAGAAGAGGAUAGAAAGAGGAUUAGAGACAGGCUACUGCAGACUAAUAAAUUUUCGGAAUUUACACCAACUGAAGACAAAGAGCCGGAGAAAAGUCCAUGGCAAACGCAAAUUCAAUGGGAGGAAACGCAUCUGGGAAAUUUUAGGCGAGUAUAUCCCGUUGGAGAGCAGUAUGCAUCGUUGUUCCAGCAGCCUUCGGGAUCUCUUUACACGGGCACGGCGUCGUCUCGAGCUCGCGGGGACUGCACUCGCAUACAACGGGAAGAAUUCCAGCAAACAAAAGCAAAGGCGGAAGCUUUAAAGAAGCCGUCGCAACCCAAACCUGUUAAGGAAGGCGAAAAGAAAUUGGCCGAAGAUUCCAGUACAGCGACAGUGUCUACCGCCACCGCUGUAUCUAUCGUGGAUAAAACGAAGCCGAAACCUAAAGAAAAAGUUGUACGCAAAGAAAAGGACAAAGAUGAUAAAGACAAGAAGCUCACAGCGAAGCCGUCUCUUGCUCUACAAACUGUGCAAGAAAAAGAGAACAAGCCGACGUAUGUGUUGUGUUCUUUCGAACCGGAUCCGAUAGUAGAGAAAGAAGAACGUGAACGUGUUAAUCUUUUGGCGCAGCGGGACUUCCUUAUACGGAGUUACGGAAUGCUUGAACAGAUAUAUCUAGUCAUGAAAAAAAUGGGUACCCUCAGACCCGAGGAUGAACGCAAAUACGGUGUAUACGGACGUCUCUCCGUUGUAUCGAACUCUCCCAAGACCGCCAUAAUAAAGAAGCACAUAUUAAAAACUAAACGUAGCCGGAAAAUUAACAAUGAUGGAGACCAUUUGGAUGAUGAGUUCCAAGUGAAGUGCAGCGACGCAGUAAUCUCCGCGCGUCCUGUGGUUGUCAUGGAGAUACGCGAUCGCACUACUAAAACGCAUCUCGUCCGCAUGGCCUACACCAUACGGAAAAUGAAUUCGACUGCCACGCCAAUUCCUCUGACCAAAUACACGGAUUUGCUUUCAAGCUAAUGAUGAUUAUUGAAUCAUCAUUAACUUGCACUGUACACGAAUUUUAUGUGUACCAAACAAUUAAUGCCAAAUCUCGUAAAAAUAUUUAAAGCAGUUAAAUGCAAUUAUGGUGCUUAUUAAUUACUCAUAAGGCAUAUUUUUAUAUAUAAUUUGUUUUUAAUAAAGCUAUUUAUAUUCGAAUUAUAUUAUCAUGUCGAAGUGUUCUGUAAAUUUUAGUGCACACAAUGAGGAAACUAGAAACUUGUUCAUGAUAAUUAUAAAAUGUACUGCGAUUUUAAUAUACUGUCAUAUGCAUGUCCAAUAAAAUAAAAAUAUUGUUUAUAUCAAA
Molecule: messenger RNA, 2983 nt
Organism: Manduca sexta (tobacco hornworm)
Lineage: Eukaryota; Metazoa; Arthropoda; Insecta; Lepidoptera; Sphingidae
Product: tubulin polyglutamylase TTLL13
Exons: 20
Coding region: 325-2655 (776 amino acids)
Biological process (GO): protein polyglutamylation; microtubule cytoskeleton organization
Cellular component (GO): cilium
Molecular function (GO): tubulin-glutamic acid ligase activity; tubulin binding
Source: RefSeq, a predicted model, not a curated record